AGAUAUCUGCUCUUCUCAUCAUCUCCAGAUGAAACUGUCUGGUUCUCACUAUGUAGCCUAUGCUAGCCUGGACUUGCUAUAUCGACAAGGAUGGACUCUUUGUGCAUGUGCCUUUACUUUCCAUGCUGUAUCUGUCUCUUGUUCACCAAGUCAGAUCACAAUGUUGGUGAGAGUGAAGAUUCAGCCUAUACAUUAGACUGUGUUUUUAUUAUGCUUAUUGUAUUCCCUCAUUCCAGGUUCACCAUCAUGGACCCUCUGCUGGAAGCAAAUGCUACUUUUGCCUUAAAGCUUUUUAGAGUAUUGGGCGAGGACAGCUCAAAAAAUGUAUUUUUCUCACCCUCGAACAUGUUUUCAUCUCUGGCUAUGAUCUUAAUGGGAGCAAACGGAAACACUGCAAGCCAGAUACGUCAGGUACUUUCUUUAGAUAAAUGCAGCAAUGAAGGUACAGAUGUCCAGGAGGGCUUCCAGUCACUUCUCACUGAAGUGAACCAGACUGACAUAGGGCACAUGCUCAGAAGAGCCAACAAGGUCUUUGGUGAUAACAAUUUUGACAUCAUGGAAUCUUUUAAAGAGUUCUGCUACAAGUUAUACAAAGUAGAGAUAGAAAAGUUGGACUUUAAGGGUAAUCCGGAGCAGUGCCGACAGCACAUCAACGCCUGGGUAGCCAAACAGACGAAAGAUGCAAUCAGAGAGUUGCUGUCUUCACAUACAGUGAAUUCAAACACUAGGCUGAUCCUUGUGAAUGCCACCUACUUCAAAGGAAACUGGGAGAAGCCAUUUAACAAAGAGGACACCAGGGAGAUGCCUUUCAAAGUCAACAAUAAUGAGAAGAAAACAGUUCAAAUGAUGGUUAAAAAGUCUACCUUCAAAACUUACUAUGUGGAAGAGAUAUCUACUACUCUUUUAUGGCUUCCUUAUACUGUCAAUGAGCUUACAAUGAUCAUCAUGCUUCCCGAUGAACACGUUGAACUGAGUGCGGUGGAAAAUCAACUAUCUUACAAGAAACUUAUUCAGUGGACGAGGCUUGUCAAGGUGAAUGAAGAAGAGGUGGAGGUUUUCCUCCCACGGUUUAAGCUGGAGGAGACCUAUGACAUGAAGGAUGUCCUCUGCAAGCUGGGUAUGACUGAUGCCUUUGAGAAGAGCAAAGCAGACUUUUCUGGAAUAUCUUCCAAGCAAGGCCUAUUUCUGUCCAAUAUGGUACACAAAAGUUUUGUGGAAGUCAAUGAAGAAGACACAGAGGCUGCAGUUGCCACUGAAAUAGUCACGGUGGGGUCACCACUGACUCUGCGGAUCAUACUUGUUGACCACCCAUUCCUUUUCCUCAUUCAACUUGCUAAAAGCAGAGAGAUUCUGUUCCUUGGCCGGUACUCCAGUCCCUGAGGAAAGGGUGUUCCUGUCAGUAUUUUACUCACUCUCCAUGGUUUGCCUUUGACCCAAGUGACCUUAUCCAUAAAUACAAUGACAGUUAUGAAAUAAAGGUUUAUGGCACUCCA
This is a messenger RNA of Mus pahari (shrew mouse), 1493 nucleotides long. Its product is annotated as serpin B6-like. NCBI's taxonomy places the organism in Eukaryota, Metazoa, Chordata, Mammalia, Rodentia, Muridae. The record is from RefSeq and is a predicted model, not a curated record. Gene Ontology annotation, molecular function: serine-type endopeptidase inhibitor activity. Gene Ontology annotation, cellular component: cytoplasm. Gene Ontology annotation, biological process: negative regulation of endopeptidase activity. Bases 91 to 1380 code for a protein of 429 amino acids. The transcript is spliced from 8 exons.